GACUUUCGCCACUGGGCGCCUCCCCCCAGUGCUCCUCCUGCUCCGCAGCGGCGGGUUGUGACUUCGCGGCGGAGGAGCUGCGGGAUGCUGCCGAACACACCCCGCUCGUCUCCUCACGUCAACCAGCAGGAUGAAGAACACGGACACCUGCGCCAGAUGUGAGGCGUAGUGCCGGUGGCCUGCAUCUGCUUGAGGGGAACGUGCUGCUGCGUUGAGGUUAAUAAGCUCCGCAAAAUAACUACGGAUUAAAAUGACGUUCAUGUCCCCGUGACGUCAGCAGGAUUUAACGCCUGUUCGCCGUGGUACUUAGCCGACAGUUGUUAUCUAGCGUCUGUAGUUAGCGUGCUGCAAUGUGACCGUUUCUCAUCGGUGACGUCGGUGCGGAGGUGUUUUAAACACGGUGUCGAGAUUAAAGGUCCGAGCAUCCUCUUCUCGUGGUGCGUUCAAAGGUUUCCGUGAUGGCAGCAUCUAGGAUGUCUGUGCCGCUGGCUGUGGUGGUGGUCCUCUCGGUGCUGCACACGGGAGCAGCACACGCCGGGCCCGAGAUGGACCCGUACAAGAUCUUGGGAGUGACCAGGAGCGCCAGCCAGGCCGAGAUCAAGAAGGUCUACAAGCGCCUCGCAAAAGAAUGGCAUCCGGACAAAAACAAAAAUCCAGGUGCCGAGGAUAUGUUCAUCAAGAUUACAAAAUCUUAUGAGAUCCUGUCCAGUGAGGACAAGCGGGCCAAUUACGACCGCUACGGGCAGACUGACAACACCCAGCCGUACGGCGGCGCCCGCUACGGUCAACCCCACGACAGCUUCUACUUUGACGAGUCCUUCUACAACUUCCCCUUCAACACCAAGAACCCAAGGGACUUUGCAGACAACAAGUACACGCUGCACUUCAACCAGUACGUCAACGACGUGGUGCCCGACAGCUACAAGAGGCCGUACCUGAUAAAGAUCACCUCCGACUGGUGCUUCAGCUGCAUCCACAUCGAGCCCGUGUGGAAAGAGGUGGUGCAGGAGCUGGAGACUCUAGGUGUCGGGAUCGGCGUGGUGGAUGUUGGCUAUGAGAGGCGGUUAGCCAAUCACCUUGGAGCCCAUCGCACGCCAUCGAUACUUGGAGUCAUCAACGGCAAAGUGACGUUCUUCCACUACGCCGUAGCGAAGGAGCACCUCAGGCAGUUUGUGGAGGACCUUCUUCCUCAGAGACUUGUGGAAUGGGUCACAGACAAGAACAACCUGCAGUUCCUGAGCAGCUGGCACGAGCUCAACAAGCCGCAUGUGCUUCUGUUCGACCAAGUGCCCGUCGUUCCUCUGCUUUACAAACUGACAGCGUUCGCUUAUAAGGACUACUUGCAGUUCGGCUAUGUGGACCAGGGCCUUUCAGAGACGGCUGAUCUGCAGAAACAGUUCAACAUUAACACUUACGCUCCGACCAUGUUGGUCUUCAAGGAGAGCAUCGACAAGCCUGCUGACAUCAUUCAGGCUAAAGGAAUGAAAAAGCAAAUCAUUGACGAGUUCAUGGCGAACAACCGAUUCCUCCUCGUGCCACGGCUGGUCAACCAGAAGCUCUUUGAUGAGCUCUGUCCCGUCAAGCAGUUCCACAGACGCAGAAAAUACUGUGUCCUGCUGAUCACAGGUGACGAAGAGACCUUUUCUUUUGGGAAUCAUGCGUUUCUCUCGUUUGCCUCGACCAAUACCAAGGAAGUUGUGAGAUUUGCUUAUGUGUACCAACGGCAACAGCAACCUCUUUGUGACAUCUUCACACAGAACAAGGACAGGGAAGAGUCGUCAGCACAGGUGGUGAUCCUGGAGAGGCGUAACGCUGCAGGGAAGGCCUUGUUCAAGCCGGUGACCGCCUGGAACGGCACCGAGGAAGACAAGCAGCGUCUUCUGGAGGAGCUGGAGCGACUUCAGAAGGACCCGUCCAUCCUCGUCCACGACGCCGUGCUGCCCGAGCUCAACAACGAGUUUGCCUCUAUGUUCGUAAUCCGAUGGAUCUAUGCAUCGUACGACUACCUCUCUGAAGUCAUUGAUGAUAUUCUACACAACAACUGGCGUGACAUGAUGCCUCUUCUGUCCCUCAUCUUCUCUGCCUUGUUCAUCUUGUUUGGGACUGUGGUCAUCCAGGCCUUCAGUGACUCAAGUGAAGAUAAGCAGACUAAACCGAAGGCAAAGGAUGGAACAAAAGAUGAAAAUGGGUCACCAGGGACCGGUGGUGCUUCGAGUCGGCCUCCCAAAAAGAACUUUGUGGAGGUGACGGAGCUGACGAAUAUCACUUACAUAAGCAACCUGGUGAAGCUGCGGCCGGGACACAUGAACAUAGUGCUGGUGCUCACUGACGCCUCCAAGAACAUCCUCCUCAGCAAGUUCGCCAAAGAGGUCUACAACUUCACGGGGAGUCUGACACUGCAUUUCUCCUUCCUGAAUAUUGACAAGCACGGUGAGUGGAUGAACACGCUGCUGGAAUACGCCCAGGACGCCAUGCAGAUCGACGCGGCUGAGGACGACGGGGGAAGCCACAAGAUGGACUACACCGGCUACGUGCUGGCACUCAACGGCCACAAGAAGUACCUCUGUUUGUUUCGGCCCGUCUACACUGGGGAAGACCCCGAUGGCAAGUCCUCCGAGGACGAAGGGGGCAGCGCCGGGGAAAGGUCCAGGUCCGGCUCCCGCGACGACCACCCGACACGCAGAUCCAAACGAUCCCGCAGCUUGUCCACCCUGCAGAUCCACCACAAACUGGACCGCCUGGGGUUGUGGAUGGAGAGGCUCAUGGAGGGCACCCUGCCCCGCUACUACAUCCCCACGUGGCCAGGACUGGACAAAAUAACCCCCAGUAAAUAGAUGGAGUCGGAUCCUGCCCAGGUUUUCCAUUUGAUAAAUUGGAUAGCUACAGAUGUCUUUAAAGUUGGGACAACAUUCCAAAUUAGUGCAACUACUAUGGGACAGGUCCUUUAGCCAACCCCUGAGACACGCAUCGCAUGCUACUUUCAACUGUUGCUAGUCAUACUUCAUUCAGGCAAAUGCUGCUGCUACGGCAUUGUGAAGAGAAAAACUAAAACACUGUGGCCACCUGAACUCUCCUGCCUUCAUGACCAUUAGAGACACACACGCACACACACACACACUACUGUGACUAGAGAUGCAUGUCUUCAACACCAAACGUUUUGCCUUUUCAUGAAUCUCAGCCCAAUUUCUCCUUCUCUUCAGUUACAGAGGUGGCUGACGUGCACACUUGUGCGUUACGGCGUCGCCAGCGCUGUGAUGCCGAAGACCUCGGCCCAUUUAACAACCUCAGUUAGCCGGUAGCUUUAUGUAGCAAACAUUACGAUCGGUCCAUUUCAUUUUCUGAAUGCUUCCCAAAUGGCCACGAUCGACUGACGCACCACCAUGAUGUCAUCGUGAAUUACGUGGACAUGAAAGUGAAGUCAAAGUUAUUGUGCGCUUGCUUGGGUUAUUAAUUCCUUUUAAGCAACACAAAGUGUAAAAAAAACGUCCUUCAUAUAAUUGUUGGUGCAAUGUGAUGUAAAUAUUGUACAUAUUCAUGUCAUCUAUAGGACCUGUAUUUUAAAAGGAGUAUGUAACUUAAAAGAUAAGGUGAAUGUUUACAUGGAUUUAUCGAAAAUGCUGUAGUUAUGUUUUCACUAAGAUUUUCUCAAGAUAGUGUAUUUCAAAAAAAAAAAAGUGUCUGUUUGUCAGAUGUUUCAGUUGGUCUUCAGUGGUGCAUUUAUCCUCCUGUUGGUUGUAAUAAAAUGCUUUAUGUUUGUUAAGUUAUGUUUAUAGAAUGGACCUUUCUUACCAGCUGAUGUCAUUUGACCAGAAAUAACAUGUGCAAAGUACCUGUGGAGACACCUCCACUAAGUACAUUUAACAAGGUUUAUAUCACGGCACCACUGCAUAAGCUCGGUUCCCUAAAUCAACAAAAAAUAACAAAGUAUUAUUAUUAUUAUUAUUUAUUAUAGAAAAGCAGAGUGUAAAUAAAAGCAAAUAAUGAA
Molecule: messenger RNA, 3985 nt
Organism: Cyclopterus lumpus (lumpfish)
Lineage: Eukaryota; Metazoa; Chordata; Actinopteri; Perciformes; Cyclopteridae
Product: dnaJ homolog subfamily C member 16-like
Exons: 14
Coding region: 459-2834 (791 amino acids)
Source: RefSeq, a predicted model, not a curated record